Dermacentor andersoni is the source of this 725-nucleotide messenger RNA. The record is from RefSeq and is a predicted model, not a curated record. NCBI's taxonomy places the organism in Eukaryota, Metazoa, Arthropoda, Arachnida, Ixodida, Ixodidae.
AUUCUGUGCUCAGGGUGAACUUGGAGAAUUCUACUUUGGAACGGAGAACGUGUACACCCUGAUUUUUUCAGCCUACAUGAACCGACGGAUGGACAAGGGCCUUCGAAGGCGCAUCAAGAGAAUCACCACGGCACUGUCUGAGGCUGGCAUGGUCACGCAGUUGUACCACACAGCCAUUCCCUCGUUGGACCGGUGCAGCGUAGCCGACGAAGAGGACGUGCUCAAGCUGCAAGACUUGGCAUCCGUGUUCUAUUUGUACGCCGCCUUCUGCCUCACUAGCAUCAUCGUAUUCGUAGCAGAGCUGCUCGCCAACCGAGGCACCCCUCUCGGAAAACGUGCGCGGUUGCACUGGCGACUCAAGCGUUCGGUUGGCUCGCAGAAUAUCUUAGUUCGCCCCGUGGGGAUGCUAACUGCUAGGAAUGAUUGAAGCUGUGGUUGUAGAUUGUGCUGGUGCAAUUCCCAAAGAGCUUGCAUGGCGGCAAAAGCAGAAAUGCUAGCAGAGAAAUGUGAAACUCUAAAACAAUCUUUAAAAGUAAUGACAGCGAAGGAAUUUCAUACGGUGGCAUGAUUACGGCAUGGAAAAAUUAAACCUGAAAGAGGAAAUAACUUGACACAGAACACAACGCCUUGGAGAAAAAAAAAAGAGUAAAUUUAUUUCAUUUCGCUUAUAAUUAGUUGGUGUAUAAUCGCUGCAUCUUCCUUGUAAAUAUCACUUGAAAUUUAGA